AUGUCGCACUCUGCCGAUUUCGAGUCUUUUCAUCUGGCGUCCAGGCCUGCCAGUCGAAGAGCAUCACCUGUGUCCCUCACCCCUGCCGGCAUUCAGCAGACUCUCACAGACUCCUACAUAGCAGAGGCAAGAGCCACGGAAGACGAUUCCGUGGCAACCCGCAGCCCUCGCUCCUCACGGUUCAGCGGUAGCAACCUCAUCAAUACCUUUGCUGAGAGCAAGGACGGUCAUUUCCAGCGUUCUGUGAGUCCUACCUUUGUCCAUCUCCAGUGGCUUGCCUCUCAGAUGUGCAUUCAGGCGCAUCCCAAGACCAGAGACGAAGCGCCCCCGCCCCGGGACGCGCUGGCGGCUAUUCCUGGAGUGAAUUCUCAACCGGCCGAGGCUUGGGUUGAAUGCUUGAAGGUCCUACGAGAAUAUGACGAACAGAUGGUGAGGGGCUGGAAAGAAGACGUCGAUAGUCUUUUAGUAUUCGCUGGUUUAUUCUCGGCUGUCGUGACUACGUUCAACGUGGAAGCAUACAAGCUCUUGCAAGAGGACUCAGAAGAAGCGUCCGCCGAUCUGCUGCGUCAAAUUUCCAUGCAACUUGCUUCCGGAGCACAGCCCAAACCAUCAGACGUCUUCCAGCCCGAGGCUCGGUCCAUUAGAAUCAACAUAUUGUGGUUCUCAAGCCUCGUACUCAGCUUGAUAUCCGCCUCAGUCGGCAUCCUCACAAAACAAUGGCUCCGCGAAUAUAUCAGCAACUCCGCCAGUUCAACUCGAGAGAACGCCCGUAUCCGACAAAUACGCCACGAAGGCUUCGUACGCUGGCGCAUUCCACUCACGAUCGCUCUCCUUCCAGUAUUACUCCAAGUUGCACUUGCUCUUUUUUUAAUCGGGCUACUCGAUCUCCUCUGGAGCUUGGACAAUAGAGUUGCCAGCGUCAUCACAACCCUCGUCGCCAUAUCACUGGCAUUCCUCGUUGUCACCACCAUCCUACCCACCUUCUCGAUAUCCUGUCCAUAUAAGUCACCGCAGUCCCUAGGAGUCUUUCUCAUUGUCCAAUCUCUACGCUGGCUUAGCUCCUGGGUCGCCACCAAGCUGUACUCUUUCAUGGGCUACAGUCAUCGCCAAUGGCCUUUGUAUGUCAACGUUUCUCUCUUCAAGAAUCGCCGUCGUCGCACCCUUGCAGGCUGGCUUCGCUCCUUCAUGGAGGAGAAACAUUGCACCAACUGGCGAGAUCGCGAGAAGGCGAUGGCUCGUGAAGAUGAGGCGGCUUUGGACGCCCGCAUCUUGGUGGACGCCGACGAGACUUUUAUGGACGACGAUUUCCUUGAACACGUUUUACGACCAUGCCUUGCUAGCACCGGCCAUUCUACUCUGGGAAACAGCCUCUUUCGUAUCGCGACCCAUCGAUCAGACCACGUGCAAGAUGGCGACCCGCACUGGAGGCACACAGAUGACGCCGAUGGAGGGGUCAACCUGCUUCUUCACAUCGUUAUAGACUCGCUCACCGCUCGUGAUCAAUAUGACUCUACCACGGUGUCCAUGCUCACAGUUGCCAACAACCUUUGCCGCGCAAUUCCCUUCGAGAAAGGGCAUCCCGAUACUCUCUGUCUCUAUCAACGCCUGUUCGACGCCUUGUCAAGCUACCUUGCGAAGGAAAGUCUCGUCCAGCGCGCCUCAUUUGGACUCAUGCGUAGCGUGUGGUUUCGCUCUACUGCCGAUGUUUCCCCUUCAGUCAUCCAGAAUAUAGCGACCUUCGCUCAUGCUUCCAAGGUGGCCAACGACAUUGCCACGUUUCAGCUCGCGUGCGAAAUGGCGCUAGCCUUCUCCACCGCCCCCAACUUUCCCAGUAUAGCAUUCAACGCGGUCCGCCCAUCGCUGCAAUUGAUCUUACAGGACCUCGAGGCCCAUUUUUCGGCACCCUCAACGGCCGCACAAGCUCUGCACUCCUGCGACGCUAUCCUACCCCGAUCCCCUCUCCAGCCGGCGGUCGACGUAGACCCGCUCCCAGGCCAGAGCGCGGCGAUCCUGCUCUCUCUUGAAGAGCUCAUGCAGCUCGACCCGGACCUCUUCACGCCUAAGCUCGAGAGCAUCCUUUCGCGCGUCGACGUCCCCGACAACGCGAGCAUGGAGAGCGUCCUCCGCCGCCGGCUUGCGUGCGCGCGCGACGCGCGCCGCACGCGCGUUCUCCACUGGCGCCCGCGUACAGCCCAGCGUCGCAGAGCCAUCGACGUUCGCGCGGGCAACGUCGCUGAGAACCUCAACCUCCUGCUUCCGGAUACUCCUAUCGUACCAAACACCGCCGAGGUCUACGACGGUUCCCUUGGAGGCAGCCCUCGAGCCAGUCCUACAAGCCCCGCCAUCGAGAUACCCAGUGGAACCGUGGGCACUGCACUGGAGCAGAGCCCGACUUUGCCGAAGCUGGAAAUGGACAUCACCCUCUUCCCCAUCCCAGAGUCUCCCGAGUCAGUUGCCGCGGGCCGCCGUGGCGGCGCUGCGAGAGGCGACUCGCCCCGCACUCCUGUUGGCGCCCACACAGCUCCGCGCACAAUGCCCGGCGGUUCUGCAGAUCACCAUCAGCAUCACCGCCAUCCCUCUCGUGCUUUCCUACCGAGCCCCGAGCCCCUGAACUGGUCCCCCUUCUCGUGCUCGGGACCGUUAUCGGACGAGGAGUCCAGGGCCUCCCCGGGGAAUUAA
Molecule: messenger RNA, 2679 nt
Organism: Epithele typhae
Lineage: Eukaryota; Fungi; Basidiomycota; Agaricomycetes; Polyporales; Epitheliaceae
Exons: 6
Coding region: 1-2679 (892 amino acids)
Source: RefSeq, a predicted model, not a curated record